AUGUAUGUGAUGAUGUAUUUCUUUUCAGCAGCUUCCGUGAUGCUCACCAUCUUAGGAAACUUGCUGGUGGUCAUUUCUGUCUCUCAUUUCAGGCAGCUUCACACACCAAGCAACCUCAUUGUACUUUCACUUGCAGCUGCAGAUUUUUUGGUUGGCAUUUUUUUGAUGCCUUUCAUGAUAAUUCAAAUCAUAGAAGGAUGCUGGUAUUUUGGGAACACAUUCUGCUAUUUUCAUGCUUUAUUUAGCUUUUUACUGACCUCAGUUUCUAUUAGUAACUUGGUAUUUAUAGCUAUUGAUCGCUAUGUUGCUGUGUGUGAUCCUUUGCUUUAUUCUACUAAAAUUACAAUUCCUAUGGUACAGAUAAGUAUUACAGCUAGUUGGUUAUUAUCUAUAUUAUGCACUUGGGCAAUUAUGUAUUUCAAGGGAUGUUAUUUUACAUUUGAUAUUGCUUCUGUUUGUCUUGGCGAAUGUGUAAGAUUGUAUAAUGACAUAUUGGGGCUAGUGGAUCUCUGUAUAGCUUUUAUUCUUCCGUGUACUGUAAUGGUAAGUCUUUAUACAAAAAUUUUCAUGGUUGCUAGGAGGCAUUUAAAAAUAAUUAAUCUGGUAAAACAGCCGACAUUGAAAAUAGAAGAAAGCCGAAAGAAAAUACCUAAAAAAUCUGAAAGAAAAGCUGCAAAAACAUUAGGAAUUGUCAUAUUUGUUUUCCUUUUUUGCUGGGUUCCUUUCUAUCUGUGUUCUGUUAUUAAUACAUACACUGACUUGGCUGUAUCUAAUGUUAUUAUAAAUUUUUUCGCAUGGCUAAUGUAUUUUAACUCUGGUAUGAAUCCAAUAAUCUAUGCUUUAUUUUAUCCUUGGUUUCAGAAAUCCAUUAAACUUAUUGUGACAUUAAAAAUAUGCAGUCGUGAAUCCUCAAUGGUUAACUUAUUCUCAAUAAACCGUUAG
Messenger RNA from Polypterus senegalus (gray bichir), 942 nucleotides. Its product is annotated as trace amine-associated receptor 13c-like. Gene Ontology annotation, cellular component: membrane. The transcript has a single exon. Gene Ontology annotation, biological process: G protein-coupled receptor signaling pathway. Lineage: Eukaryota; Metazoa; Chordata; Cladistia; Polypteriformes; Polypteridae. Gene Ontology annotation, molecular function: trace-amine receptor activity. The coding region runs from base 1 to 942 and encodes 313 amino acids. The record is from RefSeq and is a predicted model, not a curated record.